Eucalyptus grandis is the source of this 501-nucleotide messenger RNA. Its product is annotated as major strawberry allergen Fra a 1-3-like. Lineage: Eukaryota; Viridiplantae; Streptophyta; Magnoliopsida; Myrtales; Myrtaceae. Gene Ontology annotation, molecular function: signaling receptor activity; protein phosphatase inhibitor activity; abscisic acid binding. Gene Ontology annotation, biological process: defense response; abscisic acid-activated signaling pathway. The record is from RefSeq and is a predicted model, not a curated record. Bases 1 to 501 code for a protein of 166 amino acids. Gene Ontology annotation, cellular component: cytoplasm; nucleus. The transcript has 3 exons.
AUGGGUGUCAUCACUUACUCUCAAGAGUUCACAUCUGUUGUUGCUCCAUCGAGAAUGUUCAAGGCUUUGGUCCUUGACUCACACAACAUCAUUCCAAAGAUUGUCCCUGGGGGCAUCAAGAGCGUUGAAUUUCACUCUCAGAAUUCAUUGAGGGAAAUGGUGGAGUUGGCAGCAUUAAGUAGACCAACUUUGGCGAAAGUGCACAAGAUUGACGCUCUUGAUGUUGAGAACUUUUAUUGCAAAUAUACUUUGAUUGAAAGCGAUAUCAAGUUCGACAAAAUCAAGUUCAUUGUCUAUGAGGUGAAGUUUGCAUCAGCUAAUGAUGGAUGUGUCUGCAAGAUGACAAGUGAAUAUCAUGUUGAGGAAGGUGCGGAGCUCAAGGAAGACGACAUCAAGCGGGAAAAGAUAGGGCUAUGGGAUUGUUCAAGACAGUUGAAGAGUACCUCUUGGCAAACCCCACCGUUUGUGCUUAAAUUUUCUUUUCAAAAUUCUGUGGAGUGA